ACUUAUAUAUGACCUUACAAUAUUGAAGCAAAAAUGAUUAUGUGUGUGUAUAUAUAUAUGUACUAAGUACCAAUCACUAGCUACAAUUUUGCAAAUGGGAAAUUGCUCUCCCAAGGGUGUCUCCGGGGACAACAGUCUCAACUCCAUCAGAAUCCUUACAGAUUCCGGGACUAUCCUAGAGUUCAAAGGCCCUAAACUAGCUUCUGAAGUCCUUAAUUCCUACCCGAACUGCGGCAUUUACCUGCAGGGCCAUAGGUCAUCACCGGUAGCCAACAACGAGCGGCUACUUGGUGGCAAAUCAUACUACCUUCUCCCACUAAGGAAGGGGGAGAACAUGUUUUGUGACAAAAGUUUCGUUGCAAACACUAUGGAAGCAGAGUACGUAGCAGCGGAAGCAGCUAGUAAGAAGAUGUCUCACAAAGCGACUGAGUUUGUUGAGAGUUUGGCAAACGGGUCAGCCCUAGAAGUGUUGCCAUCUGGUGGGGAUGGUGUUUGGAGGGUGAAAUUGAUGAUUGGCACAAAACAGUUGGAGGAGAUAUUGUCGGAACAAGGCAACACGGAGGCGUUGAUCGAGACGAUGAGGAUGGCUGCGAGCGGCUCAGCUAGCCUCACGCCAAGGCACAGCAAGAGUGGUUGGAGAUCCAACUUGUCCAGCUUGUUUAACAAGGUGCCUGCUGAUCACUGUCGGAGUGAAAGUGCAGUUAGUGGGUAUUUGCAUUGUUAAUUAAUAAGUAAUAACUAGUUACUGACCACUUAUGAAACUAUUAUGUUUCUAGGAGAGAUUGUUUAGUUAUAUUUGGUGUGUUGGGAUUUUUUGUUUGUUUGUUGUUGUUGUCGUCGUCGUCUGUGUUUGAGUGUAUUGUACAUAGAUCUGAGGAAAAUGAAGGUCUCUAUUAUAAAUUAUGGUAAAUCUUUCCAUGCCAUGUUGUAAUUUCUAUUUGAGAUAAAUUUCUUUU
This is a messenger RNA of Morus notabilis, 956 nucleotides long. RefSeq lists its product as uncharacterized. NCBI's taxonomy places the organism in Eukaryota, Viridiplantae, Streptophyta, Magnoliopsida, Rosales, Moraceae. Bases 95 to 724 code for a protein of 209 amino acids. The record is from RefSeq and is a predicted model, not a curated record. The transcript has a single exon.